ACUGAAGACUUCCAUUGCAGUGGAAGGUUGGGGGCGGGGAAUGUAGCCUCAUUUCCACUGCUUUGGGUACUAUGUUGCGCUCUUAUUCGAGACUUAGAUGACUAUUCCAACACUUGUACCGUAAUUACUGUGAUGUAAUACCCCACAGCUGGAAACUUAGAGGCAAGCUGGUGCGCUCGUAAUAGAAGACUCAAUUCUUUCUCUUCCGUCUCUCGCUCAUUACGUCAUUCAGGGAAAGAAUGGAUAACCAAUCCCGAGCCCCGAAAGACCCUCGACCCUUUUAUGCCCCGCCCUUCCUCCAACGUGUCUUGAUCUUGCAUUCUGAGAGGCUAUCGCUCAGCUGCAAAGGCCAGUUUCCUUGGCGACAGAAAGCGCGGGAAUUACAGAUAAAUUGAAACUGCGACUGCGCGGCGUGAGUUCUUCGAGACUUUCUGGAUAGUCCAUCCCCGGAGCUUUCUCAGAUAUCUGGGCCCCUGGGCCCGGGAAACUUGGAUGCUUUGCUCUGGUUCAAUGGAACAGAAAGAAAUGGAUUUAUCUGCAGUUCGUGUUGAAGAAGUACAAAAUGUCCUUAAUGCUAUGCAGAAAAUCUUAGAGUGUCCAAUUUGUCUGGAAUUGAUCAAAGAACCUGUUUCCACAAAGUGUGACCACAUAUUUUGCAAAUUUUGUAUGCUGAAACUUCUCAACCAGAAGAAAGGGCCUUCGCAGUGUCCUUUGUGUAAGAAUGAUAUAACCAAAAGAAGCCUACAAGAAAGUACAAGAUUUAGUCAACUUGUUGAAGAGCUAUUGAAAAUCAUUCAUGCUUUUGAGCUUGACACAGGAUUACAGUUUGCCAACAGUUAUAACUUUCCAAAAAAGGAAAAUAACUCUCCUGAACAUUUAAAGGAAGAGAUUUCUAUCAUCCAAAGUAUGGGCUACCGAAACCGUGCCAAAAGACUUCGAGAAAGUGAACCUGAAAAUCCUACCUUGCAGGAAACCAGUCUUAGUGUCCAACUCUCUAACCUUGGAAUCAUGAAAUCUCUGAGGACAAAGCAGCAGAUACAACCUCAAAAUAAAUCUGUCUACAUUGAAUUGGGAUCUGAUUCUUCUGAAGAUACAGUUAAUAAGGCAAAUUAUUGCAGUGUGAGAGACCAGGAAUUGUUGCAAACCACCACUCAAGGAGCCAGGGCUGAAACCAGUGUGGAUUCUGCAAAUAAGGCUGCUUGUGAGUUUUCUGAGAAGGACAUAGCAAAUAUUGAACAUCAUCAAUCCAGUAAUAAAGAUUUGAACAUCAUUGAGAAGCAUGCAACUGAGAGGCAUCCAGAAAAGUAUCAGGGUAUUUCUGUUUCAAACUUGCAUGUGGAGCCAUGUGGCACAAAUACUCGUGCCAGCUCAUUACAGCAUGAGAACAGCAGUUUAUUACUCACUAAAGACAGAAUGAAUGUAGAAAAGGCUGAAUUCUGUAAUAAAAGCAAGCAGCCUGGUUUAGCAAGGAGCCAACAGAGCAGAUGGGCUAAAAGUAAGGAAACCUGUAACGAUAGGCAAACUCUCAGCACAGAGAAAAAGGUAGAUCUGAAUGUUGAUCCCCUAUAUGAGAAAAAAGAACCAAGUAAGCAGAAACCUCCAUGCUCUGAGAAUUCUAGAGAUACCCAAGAUGUUCCUUGGAUAACACUAAAUAGCAGCAUUCGGAAAGUUAAUGAGUGGUUUUCCAGAAGUGACGAAAUGUUAACUUCUGACGACUCACAUGAUGGGGGUUCUGAGUCAAAUGCUAAAGUAGCUGGUGUAUUAGAAAUUCCAAAUGAAGUAGAUGGAUUUUCUGGUUCUUCAGAGAAAAUAGACUUGUUGGCCACUGACCCGCGUAAUGCUUUAAUUUUUAAACGUGAAAGAAUCUGCUCCAAAGCAGUUGAGAGUAAUAUUGAAGAUAAAAUAUUUGGGAAAACCUAUCGGAGGAAGGCGAGCCUCCCUAACUUGAGCCAUGUAACUGAAAAUCUAAUUAUAGGAGCAUUUGCCACAGAACCACAAAUAACACAAGAGCGUCCCCUCACAAAUAAAUUAAAACGUAAAAGGAGAACUACAUCAUGCCUUCAUCCUGAGGAUUUUAUCAAGAAAGCAGAUUUGGCAGUUGUUCAAAAGACCCCUGAAAAAAUAAAUCAGGGAACUGACCAAAUGGAACAGAAUGAUCAAGUAAUGAAUAUUACUAAUAGUGGCCAAGAGAAUGAAACAAAAGUUGAUUUUGUUCAGAAAGAGAAAAAUGCUAACCCAAUAGAAUCAUUGGAAAAAGAGUCUGCUUUCAGAACUAAAGCUGAACCUAUAAGCAGCAGUAUAAGCAAUAUGGAACUAGAAUUAAAUAUCCACAAUUCAAAAGCACCUACGAAAAACAGGCUGAGGGGGAACUCCUCUACUAAGCAUAUUCAUGCGCUUGAACUAGCAGUAAAUAGAAAUACAAGUCCACCUCAUCACAUUGAAUUACAAAUUGAUAGUUUUACUAGCAGAGAAGAAAUAAAGACAGGAAAUUCCAACCAAAUGCCAGUCAGGCAUGGCAAAAAGCUUCAACUCAUGGAAGAUGCAGAACCUGCAACUGAAGUCAAGAAGAGUAACCAGCCAAAUGAACAAAUAAUUAAGAGAUAUACUAGUGAUGUUUUCCCAGAACCAAAGUUAACAGGCAUAUCUGGUCUUUUUACUAACUGCUCAAGUUCUAGUAAAGUUAAAGAAUUUGUCAAUCCUAACCUUCAGAAAGAAGGAACAGAAGAGAACAUAGAAAUAAUUCAAAGGUCUAAUAAUACCAAAGACCCCAAAGAUGUGCUAAGUGGAGAAAGGGGUUUGCAAACUGAAAGAUCUGCAGAAAGUACCAGUAUUUCAUUGGUACCUGAUACUGAUUAUGGCACUCAGGACAGUAUCUCAUUACUGGAAGCUAACACUUCUGGAAAAGCAAGAAUAGCAUCAAAUCAACAUGUUACUCAGUAUGUGGCAAUCGAAAACCCCAAGGAAUUUAUCCAUGGUCAUCCUAAAGAUACUAGAAAUGACACGGGGGGUUACAAGAAUUCAUUGAGACACGAUGUUAACCACAUUCAGGAGAUAAAUGUAGAAAUGGAAGAAAGUGAACUUGAUACUCAGUAUUUAGAGAAUACAUUCCAAGUUUCAAAGCGUCAGUCAUUUGCUCUGUUUUCAAAUCCAGGAAAUCAAGAAAAGGAAUGUGCAGCUGUCUAUGCUCCCUCUCAAACCUUACAGAAACAAAGCACAGAAGUCAAUCUUGAAUGUGAGCAAAAAGACAAAAAUUGGGGAAAUAAAGAGUCUAAAAUUCCGCAUGUCCAGGCAAUUAAUGCCACUAUGGGCUUCCCUGUGGUUUGUCAGAAAAAUAAGCCAGGUGAUGAUGCCAAAUGUAAUAUUACAGAAGUCUCUAGAAUUUGUCCUUCAUUUCCGUUCAGAGGCAGUGAAACUAAACUUAUUACUGCACAUAAACAUGGAAUUUUACAAAACCCAUAUCAUAUGCCAUCAGUUUCUCCCAUCAGGUCAUCUGUUAACACUAAAUGUAAGAAAAACCUAUUAGGGGAAAAGUUUGAGAAACAUUCAAGGUCACCUGAAAGAGUAGUGGGAUAUAAGAGAAUCAUUCAAAGUGCAGUGAGCACAAUUAGCCAAAAUAACAUUAGAGAAAGUGCUUUUAAAGAAGCCAACUCAGGCAGUAUUAAUGAAGUAGGCGCUAGUACUAAUGAAGUAGGUUCCAGUGGUGAAAACAUUCAAACAGAACUAGGUAGAAACAGAGGACCCAAAUUAAAUGCUGUGCUUAGAUUAGGUCUUAUGCAACCUGAAGCCUAUAAACAAAAUCUUUCUCUAAUUAAUUGUAAAUACCCUGAAAUAAAAAGACAAGGAGAAGAUAAAGUAGUUCAAGUUGUUAAUACAGAUUUCUCUCCAUGUCUAAUUUCAGAUAAUUUAGAACAACCUAUGAGAAUUAGUCCUGUCACUCAGGUUUGUUCUGAGACUCCAGAUGACCUGUUAGAUGAUGAUGAUGAUGAAAUAAAGGAAAAUACCAGCUUUACUGAAGGUGGCAUUAAGGAAAAAUCUGCUGUUUUUAGUAAGAAUGUCCAGAGGGGAGAAUUUAGCAGGAACCCAAGCCCUUUAGCCCAUACAUCUUUGGCUCAGAGUCACCAAAAGGGGGCCAGGAAAUUAGAGUCCUCAGAAGAGAACACCUGUAGUGAGGAUGAAGAACUUCCCUCCUUCCAACACUUACUAUUUGGUAAAGUAACCAAAACACCUCAGUCUACCAAACACAGCACUGUUGUGACAGACUGUCUGUCUAAGAAAACAGAGGAGAACCUGGUAUCAUUUAGGACUGGUGUAAAUGACUGCAAUAAUGAGGUGAUACUGGAAAAGGCCUCCCAGGAACAUCACUUUAGUGAGGAAGCGAAAUACUCUGGUAGCUUGUUUUCUUCCCAGUGCAGUGUAUUAGAAGACUUGACAACAAAUACAAACUCCCAGGACCCCUUCUUGAUGUUUGAUCCUCUGAAACAUCAGUCUGAAAACCAGGAAGUUGUGCUGAGUGACAACAAAUUGGUUUCAAAUGAUGAAGAAAGGGAAACUGGCCUAGAAGAAGAUAAUCACCAAGAAGAGCAGAGUGUGGAUUCAGACUUAGGUGAAGCAGCAUCUGGCUAUGAAAGUGAAACAGUCCUCUCUGAAGAUUGCUCAGGGGUGUCCUCGCAGAGUGAUAUUUUAACCACUCAGCAGAGGGAUACCAUGCAAGAUAACCUGAUAAAGCUCCAACAGGAAAUGGCUCAACUGGAAGCAGUGCUAGAACAGCAUGGGAGUCAGUCUUCUGACAACUCCCCUUCCCUCGUAGCUGACUCUUGUGCCCCUGAGGACCUGCCAGAUCUGGAACAAAACCUAUCAGGUGAAGUGUUAACGUCACAGAAAAGUAAUGAAUAUCCUGUAAGUCUGAAUCCUAAAAAGCUUUCUCCUGACAAGUUCUGGGUAUCUCCAAAUAGAUCCAUUAGUAAAAACAAAGAAUUGGAAAUAAAAAGGUCUUCCCCCACUUCUAAAUCCCAGUUGGUAGAUAAUAGGUGGUCUGUACAUAGUCACACUACGAGUCUUCAAAACAGAAACUCUCCCUCUCAAGAGGAUCUCAUUAAGAUUGUUGAUGUGGAAGAGCAAGAACUGAAAAAGUCUGAGCCACCUGAUUUAAUGGAACAGUCUUACUUGCCAAAGCAAGAUCUAGAGGGAACCCCUUACCUGGAAUCUGGAAUCAGCCUCUUCUCUAAGGACCCUGAUUCUGAUCCCCCUGAAGACAAAGCCCCAGAGGCAGUUCAUGUUUGCAAUGUACCAGCUUCAACCUCUGCAUUGAAAUUAUCCCAGUUUCAAGUUGGACAAUCUGCCAACAGUCCAGCUGUUGCUCACACUACUAGUACUGCUGGGUAUAAUGCACGGGAAGAAAGUAUGAGCAGGGAGAAGCCAGAAUUCACAUCUCCAACAGAAAGGACCAAGCAGAGAAUAUCCAUGGUGGUAUCGGGCUUGACCCCCAAAGAACUUAUGCUUGUACACAAGUUUGCCAAAAAACACCAUAUCAAUUUAAGUAAUCUAAUUACUGAAGAGACUACUCACGUCGUUAUGAAAACAGAUGCUGAGUUUGUGUGUGAACGGACACUGAAAUAUUUUCUCGGAAUUGCAGGAGGAAAAUGGGUAGUUAGCUAUUUCUGGGUGACCCAGUCUAUUAAAGAAAGAAAGAUCCUAGAUGAGCAUGAUUUUGAAGUCAGAGGAGAUGUAGUCAAUGGAAGAAACCACCAAGGUCCAAAGCGAGCAAGAGAAUCCCAGGGCAGAAAGAUCUUCAGGGGCCUAAAAAUCUGUUGCUAUGGGCCUUUUACCAACAUGCCCACAGAUCAACUGGAAUGGAUGGUGCAACUGUGUGGAGCUUCUGUGGUAAAGGAAAUUUCGUCACUCACCCUUGACACAGGUGCUCAGCCAGUUGUGGUUAUACAACCAGAUGCCUGGACAGAAGACAAUGGCUUCCAUGCAAUUGAACAGAUGGGUAAGGCACCUGUGGUGACCAGAGAGUGGGUGUUGGACAGUGUAGCCCUCUACCAAUGCCAGGAGCUGGACACCUACCUGAUACCACAGAUCUCACCCAGCCACUGCUGACUGCAGCCAACCAUGUGUCUAGAACCACAGGACCUCAAAGAUGAGCUUAAGAAAUGGCCUUUCCAGGGGCUGGGGAUGUGGCUCAAGCGGUAGCGCGCUCGCCUGGCAUGCGUGCGCCCCGGGUUCGAUCCUCAGCACCACAUACAAACAAAGAUGUUGUGUCAGCCGAGAACUAAAAAAUAAAUAUUAAAAAAAAAAAAAAAUUCUCUCUCUCUCUCUCUCU
This is a messenger RNA of Marmota monax (woodchuck), 6322 nucleotides long. It is a transcript of the gene Brca1, whose product is annotated as BRCA1 DNA repair associated. The transcript has 23 exons. Bases 493 to 6099 code for a protein of 1868 amino acids. Gene Ontology annotation, molecular function: zinc ion binding; ubiquitin-protein transferase activity; DNA binding. Gene Ontology annotation, cellular component: BRCA1-BARD1 complex; BRCA1-A complex; plasma membrane. Gene Ontology annotation, biological process: positive regulation of transcription by RNA polymerase II; dosage compensation by inactivation of X chromosome; chordate embryonic development. Lineage: Eukaryota; Metazoa; Chordata; Mammalia; Rodentia; Sciuridae. The record is from RefSeq and is a predicted model, not a curated record.